Messenger RNA from Ahaetulla prasina, 2134 nucleotides. It is a transcript of the gene TMED2, whose product is annotated as transmembrane p24 trafficking protein 2. Gene Ontology annotation, biological process: intracellular protein transport; Golgi organization; endoplasmic reticulum to Golgi vesicle-mediated transport. Gene Ontology annotation, cellular component: Golgi apparatus; endoplasmic reticulum; COPII-coated ER to Golgi transport vesicle. NCBI's taxonomy places the organism in Eukaryota, Metazoa, Chordata, Lepidosauria, Squamata, Colubridae. The coding region runs from base 21 to 785 and encodes 254 amino acids. The record is from RefSeq and is a predicted model, not a curated record. The transcript has 4 exons.
UCGGGCCCCGUCUGGGGCCUAUGAGGAGCGGCCCCGUGCACCGGAAGGGGCGUGGCCUGGGCCGGAAGCGCCCCUUCCGUCUCCGUUGCCCGCCUGUUCCCUCCCGGCUGGUUGGUUGGCCGCGGCCAGGCCUCGCCUCGUCCUCGCUCUCCGUCCGUCGCUCGCUCCCCCCCGCCGCCAUGUCGCCGGUGCGGGCCGUGCUGGCGCUGCUGGCCGCGCUCUGGGCCCCGGCGGCCGGCUACUUCGUCAGCAUCGACGCGCACGCCGAGGAGUGUUUCCUCGAGAGGGUCCCCUCAGGCACCAAGAUGGGCCUCAUCUUCGAGGUGGCCGAGGGAGGCUUCCUCGACAUCGACGUCGAGAUCACAGGCCCUGAUAACAAAGGCAUUCACAAAGGCGACAGAGAAUCCAGCGGAAAAUACACCUUCGCAGCUCACAUGGACGGAACGUAUAAGUUCUGCUUCAGCAACAAAAUGUCUACCAUGACGCCAAAGAUAGUGAUGUUCACUAUCGACAUUGGGGAAGCUCCCAAGGGACAGGACAUGGAGACAGAAGCUCACCAGAACAAGCUAGAAGAGAUGAUUAACGAAUUAGCAGUGGCCAUGACAGCCGUCAAACACGAACAGGAAUACAUGGAAGUUCGCGAAAGAGUACAUCGAGCGAUUAACGACAACACAAAUAGCAGAGUGGUCCUCUGGUCGUUCUUCGAAGCCCUCGUACUAGUUGCCAUGACACUGGGACAGAUCUACUACCUGAAGAGGUUUUUUGAAGUCCGGAGAGUGGUUUAAUCAAACUUGGCUCCCAGCCCCCAUUCUGGUGACCCAAGACUGUUCGCUCUUUUACCAAACAACUUUGUUGCAAAAAUCACGUAGUUUCCUUUAUCCCCGCCGCAUCUUGAACGAUAAAACUUUUUUGAGUUUAAUGUCUUCUUAGCUUAAUUCUGGGUUUCUUUGGUUUUUUUUGUUUUUUUUUUUGGUGGUUGUUUUCUUUUUGUUUUGAUAUGAGGCGAUAACCUGCCGUGAGUUAUUUUCUGAAAUUGGACGGUUUUGUUUCUUGCAAGCCAAAAUGAGUUGAACCAAAACGACAGACGUUAGUUGGAAAACAGCACCCUUGUUCAUCUUAAUUCUUGGGGGGCGUGGGGUGUUCUUCCUCUCUUUCUUUUGCUUUCUCGGUUUUUUUUUUUUUUUUGUAGCAAAUUGCUGACAUUUUGUCUAGGAGAAAGGGUACAGGGCUUUUUUCAUAAUACAGACCUGUGGGGAAGAUUCUCUAACUCAGUCAGUGGGUUCCCUCUCUACAGGAGAACAGUCCUGUCAGUGGGUUCUUCUCUCUACAGGAGAACAGUUAAUGGUGUACCCCAAUCCUAGCAGCUCGUCCCCCAAAAGGCACUACGCCGAGGAAGAAACGAACACGCUACUGUUCAGACAUACACAAAACUAGGAACGGGUGCAGUUAAGCUACGCUUAAGUGGCUUCUGUAAAAUCCUCAAUAUCUUUAUGGUGGCUCCACCGAUUCAUUCCUUGAGAUUUUAAGUUAAGCGAAGUUAAGUUAGCCCUGUUCCACGUAGCCUUUGCUUUCCAACCGGGGAGCUGGCAAUUAUUGUUGGGGAUUUGUGUCUUCCCCUUCCAGCUGAUACUUCCAAAGCUGCUGCUCUCUGUAGUACUAGAGUAGAAACAUAUCCCUGCUUUUUUGAGCGAAGUGGGGCAGAAGGUUUCUACAGUACAGCACUGGGCCACUUGGUCAUGGCAGCCUCGGACGGGGAAUGGUUUUUCUCCUUCGCCGAGAGAAACAAAAACAGAAAAAAAACACGCCACUUUUCUUGGUUGAUGAAUCUUCCCCAGAGGCUAUUCGCAUACUGAACCGGUGCGCUUUUCCCCCCCUUCAAGUUACGACUGCAACUCCAUACAUUUUCUUUCCAGCUUUCCUCGCUGCCCUGCUCUUCCAAGGCACAGGAGCCUCUCUCUCUCUCUCUCAAGGAAGGCAUCUUUGCUCCGAAAUUUGGCCGCCAUCUUAUUUUCUGCUUGUUCUCUUUUUCACGCAUCGACAUUAGUUUUUAUAGAAUUGAGGUGUUUUUUGGUUUUUUUCCCCCCCUUUCGUUCUUCUUUACUUAUCCAGAUGAUGGAAUUAACAAUCACCACAU